CCACGCUGGGCAAAAGAUUCCUGCAUUGCAAGGGGCUGGACUGGAUGACCCUCGGGGGUCCCUUCCGACUCUACGAUUCUGUGAAACUCUCGCACCAGGGAGCCAGCUCGCCAGCCAGCCGGCCUUGUCAUUCCUUGCCUCCUCCGUCAGCCCAGGAGGAAAUGUCUGGAAGUGGGAAGUCUUCCUGAAGGCUCGGGCUUGCUGCUCGGAAGCUGUUGACCAGAGGUCACCAGCAGCUUCACAACAGGAAGCCGCGCGGCGCUGGCUCGGAGGUGCCGGCAGCUACGCAGAAAGCCCGUCGGAGCCCCCUUGGCCUGCCCUCGUGGCUGUGGCACCGUUCAAGGCACCGUCCAUGGAAGCCAGGCGGCAGCUGGGAGGCAGCCGCUGUUCCCUGGCAGGAAGAUGCUGUGACCAGGCAGCUGCCAGCUGGGCAUGGAGCUGAACCGGCUCCUCCUUCUCCUCACUGUAUUCUUGCUCUGUCUGGACCUGUUUGAGAUGAGUCCCACCAGGCUGGUUUGUGACAGGAGGCUAAUCCAGAAGUACAUCACCGAAGCCAUGGACUUGGAGGACAAAGUGAACCAGUGCGAGGAACUCCCCUUCCUCCAGCAGCCUGUGCAGCUGCCCCUGGUCGGGUUCAGCCUCCGAGAGUGGAUGGCAAAGACAAACCAAGACAAAGGGCAAGAAACCCUCCGUGAUCUGGCUAACUUGGUGGAUGGCACAGCAGCCGCCCAAGACCAGCUGAGCCGGGGCUGCGCCUCACCACUGCUCCAGCAGCUUUAUGAGAAAGCCAGCUCCUUCCUCCUGCAGCUCCGAAACUUUGGGUGGCAGGAACAGAAUCCCACCGCACAGCCCGAGAGCAGCUCCCAGUUAAUUCCUGAAAGAAACCUUAGGACAAUCUUUGGGACCUACAAACAGCUUGUGCGGGGAAAGCUGCACUUCCUCUUCCAUGACUUGUGGAAAGACUCCUGCAGUGCGGAAGAUCAACAGAGGGCUGCCAGCCCUGCAGCCCUGCAACCUCCCAGUCUGACCACCUCCAGGGGCCACUGAAAGACCCCCCCAUGGGCUGCUGGCCGGAUCCUUCAAGGGAGAGAAGCACAGGACGAGUAGUAGGCCCUCUGGUGGUCAGGUGUGGAAGAGCAAGCCUGGCCAAGCCCUCAAAGCACAGGGGUCAGGG
Podarcis raffonei (Aeolian wall lizard) is the source of this 1174-nucleotide messenger RNA. RefSeq names its product thrombopoietin (gene THPO). Bases 433 to 1047 code for a protein of 204 amino acids. The transcript is spliced from 5 exons. NCBI's taxonomy places the organism in Eukaryota, Metazoa, Chordata, Lepidosauria, Squamata, Lacertidae. Gene Ontology annotation, molecular function: cytokine activity; hormone activity. Gene Ontology annotation, biological process: thrombopoietin-mediated signaling pathway; positive regulation of hematopoietic stem cell proliferation; positive regulation of ERK1 and ERK2 cascade. Gene Ontology annotation, cellular component: extracellular region. The record is from RefSeq and is a predicted model, not a curated record.